Molecule: messenger RNA, 357 nt
Organism: Adineta ricciae
Lineage: Eukaryota; Metazoa; Rotifera; Eurotatoria; Adinetida; Adinetidae
Source: the annotation of a GenBank genome assembly
AUGGUUUCGGAAAAUGAGGAAUGGUUCGGUUGGUCUGGCACGGAACCUCCCAUGGUUUGGGAAAGGGAGGAAAGUUCAGGAGCUCUAGCACGGAACCCUUGCUGGUUUCAUGAUAUGAGGAAUGGUUCGAGAGGUCCAGUAUCGGUGCCCUCGUUGUUCCGUAAAAUGAGAAGUGGUUCGGGAAGUGUAGCACGGAACCCUUCAUGGUUUCGGAGAGGGAUGAAUGGCUGCGGACGUCUGGAAGGUUCGGCAUCCGAAAUGCGAAACCUCAGUCAGCCUAGUGAUGUACGUAAAGGCUCGGUAUAUCUAAUACGAAACCCUACAUGGUUUCGUAAGUCUGUUUCGAAACCUUUAUGA